Molecule: messenger RNA, 1452 nt
Organism: Aspergillus clavatus NRRL 1
Lineage: Eukaryota; Fungi; Ascomycota; Eurotiomycetes; Eurotiales; Aspergillaceae
Product: TPR domain protein
Exons: 1
Coding region: 1-1452 (483 amino acids)
Biological process (GO): protein quality control for misfolded or incompletely synthesized proteins
Cellular component (GO): i-AAA complex
Molecular function (GO): misfolded protein binding
Source: RefSeq, a predicted model, not a curated record
AUGUUGAACACAGCAUCACGGCGCGCCUGCGCCUCCAUCCCCCGGCCCAAAAACUUACAAUGCCACCAAACCUUCUCAACACGCUCGACGUCUCACAGAUUCCGACCCUUGAACAGCACCGGAACCUUCCCUCCUAACAGACAUCCCCAAAACCCACUCCGCCUGUCCGGACACGGUCGCCCGCAAACCCGCCAUGUCAGCUUCGCCCACCGAAUGAAACACGGCUACCAAGAAGCCUCGAAGGGCAUCUGGCGCAAGAACCCGAUCCUCCUCCCGCUGGCCAUCAUCUCCGUAGUUGGAGCCAGCGCCAUAUUCGCCUACAUCUCGUACGUCGAGGUGACGCGCGUCGGGCCGCAGUAUCACAAAUUCCCGCCGCCGGUCGCCGAGGCGCUGCGCACGGCUGUGUACUACACCGAGAUCGACCUCAACCCGCCCAAGGCUCUGAAGGCGUACAAGGAGGCUUUGCGAAAUGCAGUUGAGCUCGGCAUGCAUCCGUUCUCGGACGAGAUGAUCGGGAUUCAUCUGCAGGUUGCGAUGAUGCUGGAGAAGGCCGGGCUGGCGAAGCCUGCCAUCCAGGUCUUGGAGCGCUCGAAGACGGAGUGUCUGAAGUGGGUGGAGGAAGGCAGGAUGAGGACGCAGGAUGCGCAGAAGGCCGAGACAGAGGCGGACAAGAAGCCGGAGAAGAUCCAGAUUGACGACUCGGAGGUGCUCGCCACGGAUGAGAAGAUGAAGGAGCUGGCGGAAUACGAGGAGCGCCAGCGCGACAAGGUGCUGAAGAAGGUGGUGGGCAUCAACAUGCGCCUCGCGGAACUCUACGCAAGUGACUACAUCCAGGACGAGAAGAAAGCCGAGGCGUGCCAGGAAGCCGCCGUCGAACUCUCCCUGAAGGAGCUCCAUCGUCGGCAGGCGUUGGGCCUGCCCGUCGGCACGGCCUCAACCGGAGACGACAGAAGCGCCUGGCUGAGCCUGACAGAGAUGGCAUCCUCGCUCUCGGAACUUGCCCACACUUAUCUGCAGCAAGGGAAGAACGAGCUGGCCCUGCCGCUCCUGCUGCGCGCUCUGGACAUGCUGCGCACAGACGAGGGCAAGAAUCCGACCUGCAAGCAGGUCACGCUCAUGGCCGACGUCGCCACCGCCAUCACCGGCGAGCUCCACAAGAACACGCCGUCCCCCGGCUCCGCGGCCGCGCCGCAGCAGCUCAUCGAUUCCGGCAAGCAGUGGGCGCAGAAGGCCCUGGACGUCGCCGCUAGACUGCAGCCUCCCGUCCGUGACGAGGAGUGUGACAUGUCCUGCGUUGCGGCCAUGCACAGCCUAGGGGAAAUCGCGCAUCUCCAGGGCAAGCGCAAGGAAGCCGAGAAAUAUUGGCUCGAGGCAAGGUCUCUUGCUAAGGGUCUAGGAUUCGACGAGGGUGUUGUGCUUGUGGAUGAGGCAUUGGCACAGUUGAAGAAAUAG